GACGGACGGCUUCGGAGGAGGGGUUUAAAGCGCGAGGGGGCGGCCUCGCCCUUCGCCCGUCUCGGAGCCGAAGACUUUUCACCAUGAGUGUGGAUUGGAUUGGCUUUGGUUAUGGAUUGGUCGUAGCUCUUGGCGGUAUCGUAGGAUAUAUUCGCAAAGGAAGUAAAAUCUCAUUGGUUGCUGGCCUUUUCUUUGGCUUGCUGGCUUGUUAUGGAGCAUAUUGGGUAACGCACGAUCCCAAAGAUGUAAAGGUAUCAUUAUUCACAGCUUUUAUACUUACCACUAUAAUGGGAGUGAGGUUUAAGAGGACCAAGAAACUAAUGCCAGCUGGAAUUAUAGCAGGUCUCAGCCUGGUGAUGGUUGUGAGACUUGUCUUCCGGCUCAUAUGAGAGAAGAGGCACUUCCAGAUUUCCACACAAUCAGACAAAGUACGCAUUGAAUUACGGAUGUCCCUUCUGAAAGAUCGGCCAUUUCUGUUGUAAUUACGAUGACAUAGAGGCAGUGUUAUUCCUUAUGGACUCAGAAAUCCAUUUAUUCCUUAUGUAUGUGGGGUUGCAUUCUUUAAUGUUUUAACUAACAUUUUGUUGAUUUAUGUUUUUUCAGACCAAUGACUAACUUGGACUUCUAAUUAUUAUUUUAAUUUUGGAGAUAAAGUUUCAAUUUAUGCUUUAUUCUCCCUGGAAUGAAUAGAAGUCACAAGGACUUUGAAAACUCAGGUUCGUCAUAAAUGGUGGGAUCUAAUAAAGUCAUUCCCAGUCCUGGAUGAUAAUUUCAUAGAUCAAGAUGUGGAAUAAUACAAAUUUAUGUAUAUGUAUUAUAUUGGGUUUUUAUCUUUCUAAGCCACCCAGAGUCACUGCGAGUGAGUUGGGUGUGCAUGUAGAGUUUCAUAAAUAAUUAAAUAUUGUAUUUCAGUUCCAUUAAAAUAUUAAUGAAUGCUGUAUUAAUUUCUUAGAAUGCUAAAAAAAAUCAGUUCCAAAAGGUAUGGCUUAUGUCAAAAUGCAAACAAAUAUCAUAUUAAAAAUAAAAAA
Molecule: messenger RNA, 1028 nt
Organism: Pseudonaja textilis
Lineage: Eukaryota; Metazoa; Chordata; Lepidosauria; Squamata; Elapidae
Gene: TMEM14A
Product: transmembrane protein 14A
Biological process (GO): regulation of heme biosynthetic process
Cellular component (GO): mitochondrial membrane
Source: RefSeq, a predicted model, not a curated record